CUAUUCUAAUCCAUUUCAAUUUCGAUUUCAAUUCUCAUUCUGGUCGCUUGCCAAUGACAUUUUACAUGCAAACGAGUACGCAAGAAUGGAUCUAAAUGGCUAAAUCAUAUUAUUCCAGAUUCCCAUUUUAGCAAACCAAAUAUCACCUCGCUAUAAAGCAGAUGUUCUCGUGGGAAUGGUUUUAAGUAAACCCGGUGCGGUCCAAAGCCAGCGGUCAAGAAAUUCCUCUCUGCCGAGGGUGCGCUAAAAUCUAGCACAUUUUUACAGCGCCGAGCUCGGAGGCCCCGGGAGCCACACGCACUCGCAAUAUUUUGUGGCGCCGUGCUUCUUUCUCGAUCCCAAUGACAGACCAUUCAGUAUGCAGUUCCAAUACUCACCGCCGACACUGCAAAACUCCUGUGGCGGCACGCAGUCUCUCCUCCCAAGAAUCAACUAAUCGUGCCAAUCUAUGCCCGCUAUCCAAAAGCAGCAAGAAUGGAGAUAAUAAAGUUGGACAUUUUGCCCCCUUCUCAAGUCCAUCAGAUCCUGCUACAAUUGAUGAAAAGGAUGGAACUGUCCCACUUUCAGGAAAGCCCUAUUUUGCAUGCGUUAUGACAAAGUCUCAAGUGCAGGCCCCCUUUCAAAUGACGAUUCCAAAGAAUUUCUGGACGCUACUUCCAUCUGCCUGCAUUCCUGCAGUCCUCUGUUACCGAAACAAGACCUGGGAGAUGAGAUACUACGGUGAUCGAAACUUGAAAAGAUUUGAUAGUGGAUGGAAACAUUUUGCAGUCGACAACAAUCUAAAGGUUGGAGAUGCUUGCGUUCUUGAACUAAUGGACGAUAAGAACUUGAAGUUUCAAGUUCGAAUUCUCCGAGGAGACAUCCCAAGAGAAAUUGCUGAAAGUGGCUGCAGUUCUGACACUCCUAUCAUGAUUGAAUAGGAUCGUUAGCUUGAAAAUAUGCAAGUCUUGGAUAUCAGGUGCUACAGUCGUGUGCUUGUAAAUAAAACGCAUGUGUUUUGGAUCUCCUUACUUAUAAAAAGAUCUUAUAUUUAUGUGCUUCGUUUUAUUGCUCA
Molecule: messenger RNA, 1054 nt
Organism: Phoenix dactylifera (date palm)
Lineage: Eukaryota; Viridiplantae; Streptophyta; Magnoliopsida; Arecales; Arecaceae
Product: B3 domain-containing protein Os04g0386900-like
Molecular function (GO): DNA binding
Source: RefSeq, a predicted model, not a curated record